Molecule: messenger RNA, 4224 nt
Organism: Betta splendens (Siamese fighting fish)
Lineage: Eukaryota; Metazoa; Chordata; Actinopteri; Anabantiformes; Osphronemidae
Gene: ppp2r2ca
Product: protein phosphatase 2, regulatory subunit B, gamma a
Exons: 11
Coding region: 999-2360 (453 amino acids)
Biological process (GO): peptidyl-serine dephosphorylation
Cellular component (GO): protein phosphatase type 2A complex; cytosol
Molecular function (GO): protein binding; protein phosphatase regulator activity
Source: RefSeq, a predicted model, not a curated record
GUCGCUCAAACUCAGCUUCCCGACCGGUACGGGGGCUUAAAGCCGCACCUGCUGUGCCAUGCGGCGGAGACGCGCGCGCUGCAGUGACGGAGGGGGAGAAGAGUGCUGGAGGUGCCUCUGGAAACGAUUGCGUAAAGUGGGCGGGUCCGCCUGCGACAGCCGAGCCGUGAUUGGCUGCUCCAGGAGGAGGCUGCCAUGACACACUGGAUGCUGCACAGGAUCAGUUCCACAGCAUCAGCAGCCAGCAGACCUCCAUCCUCCUCGUUAUCCCCGUGUGUUUCUCUUUUUUCUCCCGCUUUGCCUCUCCUCCUCUCGCCGCCAUCCUCGCUCUCUCUCUCUUUUGCCUCCCUUCUCCUCUCUCCGUCUGGCUGAAGCGGCGGACCUGCCCGGAGCUCGCUGCAGAACAGGACGCGCGUUGCCAGGAAUAGCAGCAGCAGGAACAGCAGCGGCGGCGGCGGCGGCGGCAGGCGGACUGGUAGGCCACUUCAUAUUCAGUGUUCGAGCCGCCGGUUCUUCUCCUCUGGGUUUUUGUUCCAGAGACGCGUGUCCGCACACGUAUGUUUUCUGGUGAUGACUUUGCUGAACGUCUAACAAAGGUCACGGCAGCACGUUCCAGCCGCGUGUGCCGUGAGCCUGCCCAGUCACGGCCUUCUUCUCUGCUUUCCAAAACUAUCUUCAUCCCCAGCCUCUCCAGCCGCCUCUCCCUGCCUCACGUCCCCCCCUCACCGUUUUCCUCUUUUGUACACGCCUCCAUCUCCUUUUCACGCUCCUCCAGUCCCCGUUUUUCUUUCCCUGAAAACCAACUUUCUCCUCCCCGCUUCUCACUCACCCCAUCUCCUCUUCUCCGUCCCGCGGGCUGGUUUCCCAGGAUGCCCCGCUCCAGGCCGCUCCGGUAGGCCCCAGCAGCAUGGGCGGAGACUGGGCGGCGAGUGACAGCACGGAUCGGACCCUUCCCUUCAGGACGGGCGCGCUGGCGGGUCAGCCUCCCUCAGCUUCAGAUGGGCGAGGACGCUGAGAGUCCCAAAAUCAACCACACCUUCCUGCGGGACUACGUGACUGAAGCUGAUGUCAUCUCUACGGUGGAGUUCAACCAGACGGGGGACCUGUUGGCCACAGGGGAUAAAGGUGGCCGAGUGGUCAUCUUCCAAAGGGAGACUGAUUCUAAAGGGGAGUUAGAGGACGCAGGGGAGGCGGGAGACUCUGGAGAGUACAAUGUCUACAGUACGUUCCAGAGCCACGAGCCAGACUUCGACUACCUGAAGAGUCUGGAGAUUGAGGAAAAAAUCAACAAGAUCAAAUGGCUCCCGCAGCAGAACGCAGCACAUUUCCUCCUCUCCACCAAUGAUAAGACCAUUAAACUGUGGAAGGUAAGCGAGCGGGACAAGCGACCGGAGGGAUACAACCUGAAAGAUGAGGAGGGACGGAUCAAGGACAUCUCUACCAUCACCUCCCUGCAGGUGCCCGUGUUGAAGCCCACAGAUCUGAUGGUGGAGGUCCGCCCCAGGCGGGUGUUCGCCAACGGACACACCUACCACGUCAACUCCAUCUCCGUGAACAGCGACGGGGAGACCUACCUGUCGGCGGACGACCUCCGCAUCAACAUGUGGCACCUGGGCAUCACAGACCGCAGCUUCAAUAUCGUGGACAUCAAACCCGCCAACAUGGAAGAUCUGACGGAGGUGAUAACAGCGGCCGAGUUCCAUCCCCACCACUGCCACUUAUUCGUGUACAGCAGCAGCAAGGGCACCCUGCGCCUCUGCGACAUGAGAGCCUCGGCGCUCUGCGACCGACACACCAAGCUGUUCGAGGAGCCCGAGGACCCGGGGAACCGCUCCUUCUUCUCAGAGAUCAUCUCCUCCGUGUCUGACGUGAAGUUCAGCCACAGCGGACGCUACCUGCUGACCAGAGACUACCUCACCGCUAAGGUGUGGGACCUGAACAUGGACAAGGGCCCCGUGGAGACGUACCAGGUCCACGAAUACCUAAGAAGCAAGCUGUGCUCCCUCUACGAGAACGACUGCAUCUUCGACAAGUUUGAAUGUGUCUGGAACAGCUCCGACAGCGUCAUCAUGACGGGCGCCUACAACAGCUUCUUCCGCAUGUUCGACAGGGAGACGGGCCGCGGCGUGACGCUGGAGGCGUGGCGGGAGAGCAGCAAGCCCCGGGCGGUCCUGCGCACCCGCCGCAUCUACACCAGCGGCAAGCGUCGCCGCGGAGACGUGGGCGUCGACAGCCUGGACUUCACCAAGAAGAUCCUGCACAUGGCGUGGCACCCCGCUGAGAAUAUUAUCGCCAUCGCGGCCACCAACAACCUGUACAUCUUCCAGGACCGCGUUAACGCUGAGACGCAGACACAGUGACGGCGAUGGGAAGGUGGACGGUGCUUUUAUUAACGGUGUUUAAAUAUAUUUAGUAUAUAUAUAUAUAUAUAAAUAUAUAUAUUAAGUAUAUUUGGGUGUGGCUAUUGGACAGCAUUUAUGAGAAGUCUACGUCAAGAUGUUUCACAACACGAUGAAACUGGCAUCGUUAAGACUGUGAAUGACUUUGAUCCUCGUGGAGGGUGUGUAAUAUUUCUAACACUGAGAAAAGCUGAUGUUUUUCGCCACCGCUCCCACUUUUUGAAGUCACCGGUGUGACUUCGGCGAGGUGCAGGGACACCUCUGCUGUCCACACCGAGUUCCACCCCUCACUAACAACAAGUAACAAAGCCCGAAAGGUCGCGUGGCGAUUAGAUUCCAAAAUGGCUGCAUGUAAAUAUGAGCAUUUUCACAUGUUGGAAUGUUGGCAGUGGUGUCGUUGUACAGUCCUUCACCACAUCCUGGAGCCUUUUUUUUUUUACUGGGUGACAGCAGCAGCUCAGCCUCUCCUUCCGAGCAGUGCUCCUGGGGAUCGCAUGCAUCGUUCACCGGUCAUCUUUACCCUAUUCACGUUGCAAUAACAGCACAGCAGUAUUCAUGCGCCGGCCUUCGACAGGUAACAUCGACGUGCACACUGUUUUUACCAUUAGCUGUAAAUACUGUGUUCUUUUUCUAGGGCGGGAACCAGUUUUGCGUCCUGAGAGCUAAAAUAUAAUUGAUGGAAAUGUAGACUUGCUGGACUGUUCCAGGUAAAGGCUGUACAGUACAUACAGAGGUGUCAGUGGUUGUAGUGAGGAAGGGAGUCGUGCGCAAACCUGCACUUUGUGUUUUGUGAUGUAUAUUGAAUUUUCAGUUUGAGAUCAAGGUCUUUCUUCUUAUCAAGGGUCAACAUACACUAGUUGCAGAGUGAAUGACUUUAAUUCAAACUAAUUUACUCAAAUUGAAGCUGAUUGGUGAACAAAUGUAAAAACUGAAUUGUUGUUAAGUGUUAUGCUAAUUUGCUAAUGUUUUUUUUUAAAUGAAUACGCACAUUUUUGAGAAGGGAUCCCACAAUCAAAGCAAAAGCUGAAGUCGAAGCACAUUGUGUGUUAACGAGGCCCCUGGUUCAGCAGAUCGCCGUAUUGUCGACCGGUGUUGUGUCCUGUGCGUCCAGACGUCAUCGGUGAAAACGAAAAUGUCUGUAACACUGAGGUUCUUAUCGUCGUUCUAUUUUAUACCUCGCAGUGCCGCACGCCGCCAUGAUGGUGUGACGCUGAAUGCAGCGGAGGCCGUGUCUGUGUUGGCGUGAACUGUGUGACCUGCUCGUGUUUACAGUGAAGUGCUUUGUUUUCAAGUGACCUUGGCCCUGAUGGGAUUAUUGUCAGUGAUCUCAGUAUGAUGUGUCCUGUAGCAGCAGAGGUGUCGAGGUAGAGAACCCCCCCCCCCCCCCCCCCCCCACCACCACCACCAAACCUAACAGCUGUUUGGUGGUUAAGCAACAUUCCACUGUGUAAACCUGCAAAACAGUCACCACCCUUUUCUCCCAUUCACUUUGAAAGUAACCGCUCACGCACGUUUCUGUUGCAGCGUAGGAGCCAGAGGUCCUCCCUGUUUGUUGAGGACAGGCACUGGCCAGUUUAGCAAAGUAAACCGCAAGGCAACGCGCAUAACGACCAGCAACCAGUUUAGACUCAGUCGUAAUCGCAUCAUAACCGUCAACACGUGCAGCCGGCGAGCGGAUGUGUUCAGGAGCACAGCAGCAGCAGCAGCAGCAUGUUUGUCAUGUCAUUACUCAGUGCUACUAGCGUGUAUAUCUAUCAUCUAAAAAAAUGAUUCAAAUGAGCUGGAUGAGAGAAUGUGCAUUAAUAAAUAACACAGUCUGACUAAA